Messenger RNA from Colossoma macropomum (tambaqui), 5550 nucleotides. Its product is annotated as NACHT and WD repeat domain-containing protein 2. The transcript is spliced from 6 exons. Bases 48 to 5216 code for a protein of 1722 amino acids. The record is from RefSeq and is a predicted model, not a curated record. Gene Ontology annotation, molecular function: protein binding. Lineage: Eukaryota; Metazoa; Chordata; Actinopteri; Characiformes; Serrasalmidae.
AGAGUAAACCAACAGGUUUUGACUAGAGUUUGUCACAUGGACAAGAAAUGAUCAAACGCAGGCUACAUGAGGUAGAAAAAUGUCACCUUAGAAAACACCACUGUUUUGCUGAACUAAAAGAGAGUCUUUGUUUCUGUGUUUUUGUGUUUUCUGUUGCAGAUACGGAAGCAGAGAGAAAUGCUCUGAAAGAACAUGUCUACCCCAAACUGAGAGACUUCUGUAGAGAGAAUUAUGGCAUUGAGUUCCAGGUGGUGGACUUGUACUGGGGGGUUGACCCAGAAGAGUGGGACAGUCCAGAACUACAGAGACUGCGGAUGAAGCUUCUGGAAGAAUGUCUGAAAACGUCUGCAGGUCCAUGCUUUGUUGGUUUGGUGGGGGAGAAGUAUGGAAGUAUUCGGGUUCCGGGGGAGGUGGAGUCGGCUGAGUUUGAGAUGAUCCUGGAUGCGGCAGUGGAAGCAGGUCUGGACACGCGGCUCCUGGAGGAAUGGUACUGCCGGGAUGAAAACUCAGUACCGCCGGCAUACUACCUCAAACCCAAAGCCCAGAUGCUGAAGAACUAUCAGAACUCGAUGGAGUCAAGCAGUGCUGCAAAGUCUAAGAAUGAUAAGGCCUGGAGGGCAGUCUCUGAAGAGAUCAAGAAAAUCUUCAGAACUGCAGUUCUACAACUACAGGAGAAGGGAACCAUGAAGAGCGCACAGGCCAAGAAAUUCCUCUGCUCAGCGCUAGAAGACGAACUGGACUUUGCUUUAGGAAAACAAACUCCAGCCUUCCUGAAGAAGUGUGUGUGCUACAUUCGCAAAAUCUCCAACUUCGACCGCUUUGCCAAGUUACCAGAGAUGGCGCGCUAUAUGGACAUUGUCACGAGUGGGGACCGCAUCAUGAGGAACCAGGAGGCCUACGAGAGGCUUCUAAAAGUCAGAGAUGAGUUCAUCCCCACUGUAGUUGCAGCGUCCAACCUCCGCGUCUAUUCCUCAGUCACCCACUGUGACAUGAAGCUGGGCUAUUCCCAAGAGGUGGAAAGCCACUAUGUGGAAGGCCUGUGUAAGCAGUUCUAUGAAGACAUGGUGGACAUCAUUCAGGCUACAGUACAACAAAACUUUGAUACAGAGACCGAUCCGCUAUAUGACGAGAUCAUACAGCACCUUUCACUCUGCAAGACCUAUUCCUCAUUCUAUGUCUAUAAGAGUGAGGCACUGGAUAUGGUGCUGGAGUACCUGUACCCCUCCAAAGGAGGGAGGAUAAUGCCCCUAGUGGUGUAUGGAGGACCUUGCACAGGGAAGACAUUGUUGCUUGCUGAGGUGGCUAAACAGGCCUACUCAUGUCUUCAGAAAGAAAUGGGGCCAGAAACAGAUCCUGUGGUCAUUGUUCGCUUCAUUGGCUCCUCUGACCUCUCUACAGACCUUCGUAACUUUCUCCAAAGUAUCUGUGAGCAGAUUGCCAUCAACUACCGCUGCUUGAUCCAUUUUUUACCACACAAGAUCCAGGAAAUGAGAGAAUUGCUGGUUAACCUACUGGGAGAGUCAUCCUUCCACCGUCCCCUAGUCAUCAUCUUGGAUGCCUUGGAACAGCUGUCAGAUGCAGACGACGCUCGCAAACUUUGGUGGCUGCCUAUCCACCUUCCUCGAACAGUUCGCAUUGUGGUAUCAACCCUGCCCAACAAGCACGGGAUACUACAGAAAUUGCGUUGCCUGAUUCAUGAUGAGGACUGUUACGUAGAGCUGAUGCAAAGGGACCGCAAGGCAUGUAGCCAGACACUCAAACAACAACUUCUGGGUGUCAAACGAAAGGUAACCUCAGGUCAACAGAUAUAUGUAAAUGAAGCACUGGCUAAAUGUACACUGCCCAUGUUUGUCAACCUUAUUUAUCGUGAGGUGGUACACUGGCGGUCACACAAAGAUGUAGAUGACAAGUCCCUGUGCUCAACGGUACAUGAGAGUAUAGAGCAGCUCUUCUAUUCCAUAGAGAGGAAGCUAGGGUCUCGCUUUGUCUUCCGUGCAUUGGGCUACAUUACAAUGGCACGUGCAGGGUUGACAGAAGUGGAACUGGAGGACAUAUUGUCUUUGGACAAUAGUGUACUUGGUGACAUCAUGGUCAGCUCAAAUCUAAAGAGUCCGCUUCGAAUCUCCUAUGAUCUCAUUGCUCGACUAAAAGAAGAGCUGGAGGGUUACUUGGUGGAGAGACAGGUUCGUAAUGUAACUCUGAUGGUUUGGGCGAACCGGCAUCUGCAUCUUAUUGCACAAAAACUGUACCUCAGUAAUGAAGAGGAUGUGCAUCAGAUGCACAGCCUUUUGGCUGAGUACUUCCUUGGCGCAUGGGCAGGUGGUAGAAAGAAGAUCUUCCACUGCGACAACAAUCACUUUGCCUCAUUAAACAUCUCUCAGCAUCGGAAUCCUCAUCACCAACAGAGCCUUCAUGGGCAUGACAAAGCAUCUGCUGACAAGCACUCUUAUGACCGACAAUCUCCUGAACAACCCUGGGUGUUCCAGUGCAACUUGCUCGAGCCAGAUAUCUUCUUUGUCAAUCACAGAAAAAUGACAGAAUUGCUGUUUCAUUUGACAAGGAGUGGGCGGACAGAUGACCUAAUGUAUGGUGUAAUCAUGAAUUUCAGUUGGCUCUAUACCAUGAUAAAAAUUGGGCAAUUUGACAAGGCCUUGAUGGACAUUGACAUGGCUUACAGCUACACACAAGAAAAGGAGCUCAAGUUUCUUGCUAGCACACUACGCAGUAUAAAGGUCAAGGUGACCAAGAACCCUGCGUCACUGUCUGCUGAACUUCAGCAAAGGCUUCUUCCUGUAGUUACAUCCCUUCCCAAACUCAGACAUCUCUUACUAGAGUGUGACAAGGACGGACCCAAAUACUGCUCCAUAGUGCCGCUCCACUCUUCCAUGGAUGUCACUUACAGUCCUGAGAGACUCCCGCUGUGCUCUAGCUACAUGCAAAUUGUGGAAAUUCUACCCACAUUGGCCCCCAACAUUGUAAUCGCAGCUCUUGAGGAUGGCUCCAUCAGUACAUGGGAUGUAGAGAGCAGACAGUUGCUGAGACAGAUAGACACAGCAAGGUCAGUUGUUCUUGGUGUUAGGCUCACUACAGAUGAGAAGUACCUUGUGGUUGCUACCACAAAAAACACACUACUCAUUUAUGACAACCAUAAAUCCUGUUUGUUGUCAGAGGUGGAUAUUAAAGGCUCAAAGCACUGUGGCAUCACAGGAGGAGUUGCAUUCAUCAAUGGGUUUACCUUGUCCAGCCACCAUGCCUUAGCUUGGUUGGAGGCCAGCAAGGAUGUCAAUGUGAUUGACCUGCUCUAUGGCUGGCCGCUGUAUCAGUUCCAUUGCUGGUAUGAGGUAACCUGCGUUGAAUGCUCCCCAGAUGGAAUGUAUGCUUUCUGUGGGCAAUACCUAAACACCACUACCAUUUUCCACCUUGGAAGUGGAGACAAACUUGCCACAAUGACCUCUGAGUUUUCUGGGGGAUUUGUGAAGUCCAUCCUGGUUCUAGACACAAUCCACCAAAUGGUGAUGAUUGACAAUGAAGGCAGCCUUUCUGUUUGGAAUACCAAAGAUAUCACAAAUCCCAGGCUUAUGGAGGACUAUGACUGUCGAGGGGAUGAAAGUGAGGUGGUAGGGAUAGAACUGUCAGAGGAUCAAAGAUCCAUACUUAUUUGCAAAGCAAGAAGCAUUGAGGUGCUUGAUACUAAGCUUUGGAAGAUGGUAGAAAAGUUCAGGGCCAAGCGUAGCGAAAAAUUUGUGGCUGCUGUGCUCUCAAAAAACGGCCAAAGUAUUGUGGCAUCCAUGGAAAACACCUCAUCCAUAUUUGUGUGGAGAAGAGACAGUGGUCAGUGUAUGGCUAGUUUGAUAGAGAUAUCAGGAGCCAUUGUCAAGUUGAUCAAGUCAGCACAUCAUAACUUGCUCUUGUCUGUAGCUAGCAGUGGGGUUCUCUCAGUUUGGGACAUUGACAUCAUUACAGCAAUGUCAAACAUUGACAAAACAGGAAAACGAAUCCAAAGUGUUCAGCUAUCAGGCAGAGAGGACUUUGUGUACACAAUGGAUGGGUCCGAAGCCAUUCAUAAGUGGAACUUCAGCACAGGUUUCAUUGAGAUGGUGUUUAAGCAUGAAGGGCUUGUGGAGAACUGUGUUCUUACCACAUCCGGUGACCUCAUGGUAACAUCCGAUGACAAAUGUAGCCAGUACAUCUGGCACACAACCACAGGAGAGAAUAUCUUCCGGAUCAAUGGCCAAAAGAUAUCCCAACUUCUCAUCACCCACAAUGACCAAUUUGUGGUCUCUCUCUGUGAGCAAAAUGCUUCUCGUGUCUGGAGACUUGCUACAGGACACAAAGUGUGCAACAUCCUGGUAACUCUCCAGCAUGCUCUCAUCACCACAGCAAACACUUUCCUAGUUGGCACAACAAAAAACAAGCUGUUGGCCGUUAGCUUGUGGUCAGGCAGUGUAUCCAAGAAGUUUAUCUGUGAUGAUGGCAUCACAAUCAUAAACUUUAAGCUAAUUCCAGACAGUCCAGACUAUGUAGUCUUCAUCACGUCAACAGAGACUGUUUUCAUAUGGAGCGUAGCUGACGAGUCUGUCUGUAGAAGGGUGCAGCUACCAAGCAACUUCUUGAAGAACUUGGAAGACUUCCAAAUCUCACCAAAUGGGAAGCUGGGCAUUGUGUCCAAAGGAGAUGAGAACAUUAAUGUCCUAGAUUUGCACAGUGGCAAACUCCGCCUUGUCCAUGCUGCUGGCAUAAUAUGGAGGCAGAAGCUGUCACGGGAUGGACGGUACUUGGUGUACAUCUGUUUCCGUAACUGUGACGAGGAUGAUGACGCAGGCGUGGUUUCUAGUUUAAUUGUCAUGCGACUCGCUGAUGGGAAGAGUAUUGGUACCUGUUCUCUCUACAAGACACCAACCUACUUGUGCCUGUCACAACGAGCACUCAACAUUAUCGUUGGCUUUGAGGAUGGCAGCAUCGGCACCUACACAGUUGUGGACCGUGUGGAUGCAGCCCUUAAAAUCAAGAUUGCCACCUCCAACAGCCGCCAGAUCGUUAACAAUGCCUCACAAAAAGUGCGACCCAAGUGUAGCACCAAUGCCUUCAAGACCGUUGCUGAUUGCGUGUGGAGGGAGUCCACUGAAGUCUUCUCUAGAGAUAGCCCCAUCAAUGUCUCAGACAGUGGGGAGCCAGAGACUACAACACCCACAAAGAAGAGUGAAGUACUGCAGUGAGAGUGCCCUCUUCAGGAUGGUAGAGAUUUAUGUGAAUGGGGCCAGAUUUGGAUGCAGUUGAUUCUUGUUUACAGCAACCUUGUGACUUGUUCAGUUGCACAAAUCCGUCCUCAGUUGUUGUUGUUACUGGCCAUUUACUAUAAAAGCUGCACUCAAUCAAGCCACUUUCAUUCUGUUGUCCCUUGUCGGUUGACAUGACUCAGCAUAUUACAUGUGUAAUUUCAGAAAUAUCAGUGUUACAUAGAUCUUUUACAUUGCUCUAUUCAUUCUGAUGGGCUUUAUCAUGUUUUUCCUAUGUAAGUACAUAUAUUUUCAGAUGCAUUGUUUCAUUCAA